Messenger RNA from Mya arenaria, 804 nucleotides. Its product is annotated as splicing factor 3A subunit 2-like. The transcript is spliced from 4 exons. The coding region runs from base 1 to 804 and encodes 267 amino acids. The record is from RefSeq and is a predicted model, not a curated record. NCBI's taxonomy places the organism in Eukaryota, Metazoa, Mollusca, Bivalvia, Myida, Myidae.
AUGCGAGGCACUAGACUUGGUGUAAGCAGUGAUCCACCACAGAUAUACCUUGGCUCACCAGGCACUAGGCCUGGUGUAAGCAGUGAUCCACCACAGAUAUACCUUGGCUCACCAGGCACUAGGCCUGGUGUAAGCAGUGAUUCACCACAGAUAUACCUUGGCUCACCAGGCACUAGGCCUGGUGUAAGCAGUGAUUCACCACAGAUAUACCUUGGCUCACCAGGCACUAGGCCUGGUGAAAGCAGUGAUCCACCACAGAUAUACCUUGGCUCACCAGGCACUAGGCCUUGUGUAAGCAGCACUAGGCCUUGUGUAAGCAGUGAUUCACCACAGAUAUACUUUGGCUCACCAGGCACUAGGCCUUGUGUAAGCAGUGAUUCACCACAGAUAUACCUUGGCUCACCAGGCACUAGGCCUGGUGUAAGCAGUGAUUCACCACAGAUAUACCUUGGCUCACCAAGCACUAGGCCUGGUGUAAGCAGUGAUCCACCACAGAUAUACCUUGGCUCACCAGGCACUAGGCCUGGUGUAAGCAGUGAUCCACCACAGAUAUACCUUGGCUCACCAGGCACUAGGCCUGGUGUAAGCAGUGAUCCACCACAGAUAUACUUUGGCUCACCGAGUAAAAUACUUGGUCUGUUCUUGCCAAUCCCGAAACAGACCAGGAAACCAGAAGCCAUUGAUAAUGACAGGGAACCCAGGGGGCCAUCGAAAAGGACCGGGAAACAAGAAGCCAUUGAUACUGACAGCAAAACCAGGGGGCCAUUGAUACUGACAGGGAAACCAGGGGGCCAUUGGUACUGA